Oncorhynchus keta (chum salmon) is the source of this 13088-nucleotide messenger RNA. Its product is annotated as palmitoyltransferase ZDHHC20-B-like. The record is from RefSeq and is a predicted model, not a curated record. Bases 40 to 1143 code for a protein of 367 amino acids. Gene Ontology annotation, cellular component: endoplasmic reticulum; Golgi apparatus. The transcript has 13 exons. Gene Ontology annotation, molecular function: protein-cysteine S-palmitoyltransferase activity. Gene Ontology annotation, biological process: protein targeting to membrane; synaptic vesicle maturation; peptidyl-L-cysteine S-palmitoylation. Lineage: Eukaryota; Metazoa; Chordata; Actinopteri; Salmoniformes; Salmonidae.
UUUGACGUCACACCACAAUUUUCCCCAGUCGGAUUAAAGAUGGCGCCGUAUCAUGUUCUAAGGUGCUGUCAGCGGAGUUUAUCUUGGAUACCUGUUAUUUUCAUAAACCUUGUCGUUGGCUGGUCUUAUUAUGCAUACAUCGUUGAACUCUGUAUCUUAACAAUUCCAAAUAAUGCUGAAAAAAUAUCAUACCUAGUUGUCUUUCACCUGUUCUUCAUUAUGUUCAUCUGGUCCUACUGGAAGACUAUCUGCAGCAGGCCCGCCAACCCCUCUAAAGAGUUUUGUCUGCCCAAAGUGGAGAAAGAGCAGUAUGAGAAGGAGGAACAUCCAGACACUCAGCAGGAGAUCCUGAAGAAGGUGGUGGUAGGAUUGCCUGUCUUUACACGCACUGGGACAGGAGCCGUCCGGUACUGUGACCGCUGUCUGGUGAUCAAACCCGACCGCUGCCACCACUGCUCCACCUGUGACAUGUGUGUACUGAAGAUGGACCAUCACUGUCCAUGGGUGAAUAACUGUGUUGGAUUUUCAAACUACAAGUUCUUUGUCUUGUUUCUGGCCUACUCCAUGCUGUAUUGUGCAUUCAUCGCUGCUACCGUACUGCAGUAUUUCAUCAAAUUCUGGACACUUUGCCGAUGGAGAUCUGUUGGGGAUUGUCCUCAGAAUCAGCUGCCUGACACUCACGCCAAAUUCCACGUGUUGUUUCUGUUUUUUGUGGCGGCCAUGUUCUUCAUCAGCAUCCUGUCGCUUUUCAGCUACCAUCUCUGGCUUGUGGGAAAGAACAGGACCACCAUAGAGGCUUUCAGGGCUCCUGUCUUCAGAAAUGGCCCAGACAAGAAUGGCUUCUCUCUGGGAUUCAGUAGGAACAUGGCUGAGGUCUUUGGAGACCAGAAGAAGUACUGGAUGUUUCCCAUCUACACCAGUCACGGUGAUGGUAACAGUUUUGUCACCCGGUUGGUGAACUUAGAUCCUGAACAGAUAGCUGUGGGCCUCCAGAUCAACGGCAAAAGCUCUGUAGAUUGUCCUGCAAGCCCCAAGCAUGUCCUUGGCGACACCAUCAACCACAUUGAGGACCAUCAGGAUGGCAGCUUCGACAAAACUGAUGUAGCCGAGACGGUCACAGUCACCAUAGAGAGCGAGUCAUAGACAGGUAAGCCUAUGGAUGACUCCCGCUGAAGUUAGGCGUUUCUUACAGAGCUUAGAGAGGAAACUGAUGACCACCCAUGCAUGAUCUUUGAUUACCGAGUUGGCUCAAAUCUGCCAAGAGACAACGGAGCCAUCAACUGUGAUGCCUUACAACCUGCAGAAUCUGUCUAAACAAAAAACACCCCUUAUCACCUGCAGCACCCCUACUACCAUGGACAAAUGUCAAGUAACAGCUCUUGUAUGGACAUAUUUUCUAUUGCCAUGCUUACAUCUGCCAAACAGCAUUCCUGGUAUGAUGGACACAACCUGGACUGUCAUGGACGCUACAUCUUACAUCACCCGUCUUAAGUCCUCACCAAGCACAUACACUCUGACACUUCAUCUUUGUUUUUAACCAAAGCUUUUUUUUGUAACUAUGAUUAAUCUCUGGGUCUACUCUGUUAUUCAAGCUAAAAAAAGUAGACUCUUUGCACUAGCUUAGAUUAUUUCAGGAAAAGUGCAGGAAAAUAAUUGCUUUACACUUAUACACCUCAGUCGAAUUAGUAUUCACUUUCUUUAUUGGUAAAAUGUUUACUGUUUCUCUCCCCAGAAACUCAGUUACUGGCUUUGAUUGGGUUAUGCCCAGGGAAUGCAAUGUUCAGGGCCUCAAGAUGCAACGUCUCAGUUGACUGUAGCAUGUACUUUACAUUUGAACCCUGUGGAGGGCGCUAAGCAUAUCCAUUGAUUUCAACAGGCCAUACAGUUUUACAGUAGGUUUGCAUGAAAAAAGGCUUUGUAGGACCCUAUGCCAAAUCCUUUCCUGCUCAACAUCGUAAUUUAAAGCUAGAACACUUAGUUUUUGGGAUUAUAAAUGAAUGAUCUCAUUGAUUCUUCAAUAUAACCUAUAAAUGACUCGUGAGUUUAGUUCAACUGUCAUACAUACCCCUACAGAUUUAUUUUUUACUAUGUUUGUAAACAACAAAUGUAAAUGCACUAUAGCUUCAGAAAAUGUUUAAAACUAUCCUUUUUAUAUUUUUGACGAUAAUUCCUUGCAUCCAUAGCUCUGUCUAUGAAUUUGAGUGGUUACAUUUCUCCAGGCCCAUCCCUCAGCUUUUUUACCAAAACUGAGGCAGGGUAACACUUUGUCAUUGUUUCAACUGCUGAUUCUAGCUUUUAAAUGUGCCUGCAGUUAAGUUGUUCAGAUUUAUUAUUAUUUUUUCUGUUGUAUGGAAGGACAAAGGUUAAGUACAGUGCCAUAGUAAAUGGUUCACCUUAGCAUGGUGUAAUUACUUUAAAAUUUCUGUUUGCAAUUUUAAACAGUUGAUUUUUGCUAAUACACAUUUGAAGUGUCACACACAUGACCCUAAUGACGCAGGGCCAAAUCCUAACUCUAGAUCCAUGUUUUGCAAAAUUGUGAUCUACAGUACCGGUCAAAAGUUUGGACACACCUACUCAUUCCAGGGUUUUUCUUUAUUUUUUACUAUUCUCUACAUUGUAGCACAACAGUGAAGACAUCAAACCUAUAAAAUAACACAUGGAAUCAUGUAGUAACCAAAAAAGUUAAGCAAAUCAAAAUAUAUUUCAGAUUCUUCAAAGUAGCCACCCUUUGCCUUGACAGCUUUGCACACACUUGGCAUUCUCUCAACUAGUUUCAUGAGGAAUGCUUUUCCAAAAGUCUUGAAGGACUUCCCACAUAUGCUGAGCACUUGUUGGCUGCUUUUCCUUCACUCUGCAGUCCAACUCAUCCUAAACCAUCUCAAUUGGGUUGAGGUCAGGUGAUUGUGUAGGCCAAGUCAUCUGAUGCAGCACUCCAUCACUCUCCUUGGUCAAACAGCCCUCACACAGCCUGGAGGUGUGUUUUGUGUCACUAUAAUUUGUUUUUCAACAGGACAGUCACAAUAAGCGCAAACCAGAUAGUACUGCUGUGGUAGCCAUGCUGGUUAAGUGUUCCUUGAAUUUGAAAUCACAUGACGGUGUCACCAGCAAAGCACCAUCACACCACCUAUAUGCUUCACUGUGUGAACCACACAUGCAAAGAUCAUCCGUUCACCUACCCUGCGUCUCACAAGGACAAAGCGGUUGGAACGAAAAAUCUCACAUUUGGACUCGUCAGACCAAAGGACAGAUUUCCACCGGUCUAAAGUCCAUUGCUUGUUAUUCUUGGCCCAAGCAAGUCUCCUUAAUUGUGUCCUUUUUAGUAGUGGUUUCUUUGCAGCAAUUUGAGCAGGAAGACCUGAUUUCACGCAGUCUCUGAACAGUUGAUAUUAAAUGAGUCUGUUACUUGAACACUGAAGCGUUUAUUUGGGCUGCAAUUUCUGAAGCUGGUAACUAAUGAACCUAUCCUCUGCAGCAGAGGUAACUCUGGGUCUUCCUUUCCUGUGACGGUCCUCAUGAGAACCAGUUUCAUCAUGGCGCUUGAUGGUUUUUGCGACUGCACUUAUAGAAACUUUCGAAGUUCUUAAUUUUCUGCAUUGACUGACCUUCACUUCUUAAAGUAAUGGACUGUUUCUCUUUGCUUGUUUGAGCUGUUCUUGCAAUAAUAUAGACUAAGCCCUAUUUGGUAAAAGACAAUCUUCUGUAUACCCCUCUACCUUGUCACAACAACUGAUCGGCUCAAACUCAUUAAGAAAAUUCCAUAAAUUAGCUUUUAACGAGGCACACCUGUUAAAUGAAACGAAGUGGUACCUCACGAAGCUGGUUGAGAGAAUUCAUGAGUGUGCAAAGCUGUCAAUGCAAAGGGUGGCUACUUUGGAGAAUUUAAUAUAUUUUUUUUUGAUUUGUUUAAAACAUUGGUUACUACAUGAUUCCAUAUGUUAUUUCAUAGUUGGUUUUCUGCAAUGUAGAAAAUAGCAACAAAAUAAUGAGUAGGUGUCCAAACUUGACUGGUACUGUAUGUGAUAGGUUUAUCGCUUUCAUCUCAAGAAUUUGGUUGGGACUCAACAAGCAGUGCAUUCGGAAAGUUUUCAGAACCCUUUUACUUUUCCCACAUUUUGUUACAUUACACCCUUUGUUCUAAAAUGUAUUUUAAGUUGUUUUUCCCCCUCAGUCUACACACUACCCCAUAUUCACAAAGCAAAAACGGGUUUCAAGACAUUUCUGCACAUGUAUAAAAAAAAAAAUAUGUAAAUGAAAUCACAUGAACAUAAGUAUUCAGACCUUUUACUCAGCACUUUGUUGAAGCACCUUUGGCAGCGAUUACAGCCUCGCGUCUUUGUGGGCAUGACGCUACAAGCUUGGCACACCUGUAUUUGGGGAGUUUCUCCCCUUCUCUUCUGCAGAUCCUCUCAGGCUCUGUCAGGUUGGCUUGGGAGCAUCACUGUACAACUAUUUACAGGUCUCUCCAGAAAUGUUUGAUUGUGUUCAAGUCUGGGCUCUGGCUGGGCCACUCAAGGACAUUCAGAGACUUGUCCCGAAGCCACUCCUGCGUUGUCUUGGCUGUGUGCUUAGGGUCAUUGUCCUGUUGGAAGGCAAACCUUUUUUUAAAUUUCACCUUUUAUUUAACCAGGUAGGCCAGUUGAGAACAAGUUCUCAUUUACAACUGCAACCUGGCCAAGAUCAAGCAAAGCAGUUUGACACAUACAACAGUUACACAUGGAAUAAACAGUCAAUAAAUACAAUAACGUCUAUAUACAGUGUGUACAAAUGAGGUAAGAUAAGGGGGUGAGGCAAUAAAUAGGCCAUGGUGGCGAAGUAAUUACAAUAUAGCAAUUACACACUGGAAUGGUAGAUGUGCAAGUGGAGAUACUGGGGUGCAAAGGAGCAAGAAAAAAUACAGUAUGGGGAUGAGGUAGUUGGAUUGGCUAUUUAUAGAAUGGGCUAUGUACAGGUGAAGUGAUCUGUGAGCUGCUCUGUCAGCUGAUGCUUAAAGUUAAUGAGGGAGAUAUGAGUCUCCAGCUUCAAUGAUUUUUGCAGUUCGUCCCAGUCAUUGGCAGCAGAGAACUGUAAGGAAAGGUGGCCAAAGGAAGAAUUGGCUUUGGGGGUGACCAGUGAGAUACCUGCUGGGGAGUGUGCUAUGGGUGGGUGCUGCAAUGGUGACCAGUGAGCUGAGAUAAGGCAGGGCUUUACCUAGCAAAGACUUGUACAUGACCUGGAGCCAGUGGGUUUGGCCGCGAGUAUGAAGCGAGGGCCAGCCAACGAGUGUACAGGUCUCAGUGGUGGGUAGUAUAAGGGGCUUUGGUGACAAAAUGCAUGGCACUGUGAUGGAUUGCAUCCAAUUUGUUGAGUAGAGUGUUGGAGGCUAUUUUGUAAAUGACAUGGCCAAAGUUGAGAAUAGGUAGGAUGGUCAGUUUUACGAGGGUAUGUUUGGCAGCAUGAGUGAGGGAUGCUUUGUUGUGAAAUAGGAAGCCGAUUCCAGAUUUAACUUUGGCACCCCCAUAGACACUGCCUGAGGACCGAACAACAGGCCCUCCGAUUUGACACACUGAACUCAAUCUGACAAGUAGUUGGUAAACCAGGCGAGGCAAUCAUUUGAGAAAACAAGGCCCUUGAGUCUGCCAAUAAGAAUGUGGUGAUUGACAGUCGAAAGCCGUGGCCAGGUCGACGAAUACGGCUGCACAGUAAUGUCUCUUAACGAUGGCGGUUAUGAUAUCAUUUAGGACCUUGAGCGUGGCUGAGGUGCACCCAUGACCAGAUCUGAAACCAAAUUGCAUUGCGGAGAAGGUACGGUGGGAUUCCAAAUGGUAGGUAAUCUGUUAACUUUGCUUUCAAAUACCUUAGAAAGGCAGGGUAGGAUAGAUAAUGGGUCUAGAAUGUCCCUCUUUUGAAGAGGGGAUGACUGAGGCAGCUUUCCAAUCUUUGGGAAUCUGACGAUACAAGAGGUUGAACAGGCUAGUAAUAGGGGUUGCAACAAUUUCGGUCAGAUAAUUUUAGAGAGGGUCCAGAUUGUCUUGCCCGACUGAUUCUAUAGGGAUCCAGAUUUUGCAGGUCUUUCAGAACAUCAGCUAUCUAGAUUUGGGUGAAGGAAAAAUGGGGGCCGCUUGGGCGAGUUGCUGUGGGGAGUGCAGAGCUGUUGACUGGGGUAGGGGUAGCCAGGAGGAAAGCAUGGUCAGCCGUAGAAAAAUGCUUUAUUAAAUUCUCAAUUAUAGUGUAUUUAACGGUGGUGACAGUGUUUCCUAGCCUCAGUGCAGUGGGCAGCUAGGAGGUGUUCUUAUUCUCCUUGGACUUUAGUGUCACAGAACUUUUGAGUUUGUGCUUCAGGAUGAACAUUUCUGCUUGAAAAAGCUAGCCUUGGCUUUCCUAACUGCCUGUGUAUAUUGGUUCCUAACUUCCCUGAAAAGUUGCAUAUCACGGGCUAUUCGAUGCUAAUGCAGGGUGUUUUUGUGCUGGUCAAUGGCAGUCACGUCUGGAGAAAACCAAGGGCUAUAUCUGUUCCUGGUUCUAUUUUUUUUUUUUUGAAUGGGGCAUGUUUAUCUAAGAUUUUGAGGAAGGCACUUUUAAAGAAUAACCAGGCAUCCUCCACUGACGGGAUGAGGUCAAUAUCCUUCCAGGACACCCAGGCCAGUUUGAUUAGAAAGGCUUGCUCGUUGAAGUGUGUUAGUGUUUAACAGUGAUGAGGGGUGGUCGUUUGACCGCAGACUCAUUGCGGAUGCAGGCAGUGAUCGCUGAGAUCUUGGUUGAAAACAGCAGAGGUGUAUUUGAAGGGCAAGUUGGUUAGGAUGAUAUCUAUGAGGGUGCCCGUGUUUACAGAUUUGGUGUUGUACCUGGUGGGUUCAUUGAUAAUUUGUGAGAGAUUGAGAGCAUCAAGCUUAGCUUGUAGGAUGGCCGGGGUGUUAAGCAUGUCCCAGUUUAGGUCACCUAGCAGCACGAGCUCUGAAGAUGGAUGGGGGCAAUCAAUUCACAUAUGGUGUUCAGUGCACAGCUGUGGGCAGAGGGUGGUCUAUAGCAAGCGGCAACGGUGAGCAACUUCUUUCUGGGAAGGUGGAUUUUUAAAAGUAGAAGCUUGAAUUGUUUGGGUAAAGACCUGGAUAGUAAAGACAGAACUCUGCAUGCUAUCUCUGCUGUAGAUUGCAACACCGCCCCCUUUGGCAGUUCUAUCUUUGUCAGAACAUGUUGUAGUUAGGGUUGGACAUUUCAGGGUUUUUGGUUGUCUUCCUAAGCCAGGAUUCAGACACAGCUAGGACAUCUGGGUUGGCAGAGUGUGCUAAAGCAGUGAAUAAAACAAACUUAGGAGGCUUCUAAUUUUAACAUGCAUGAAACCAGGGCUUUUACAGUUACAGAAGUCAACAAAUGAGAGUGCCUGGGGAAUGGGAGCAGUGCUGGGGGCUGCAACCUUUACAUAACCAGAGUAGGAUAAGGGUAUGGCUAAAGGCUAUAAGAACUGGUCGUCUUGUACGUUCGGCACAGUAAAAGGAGCAGGUUUCUGGGCGAGAGAAUAGGUUCAAGGCAUAAUGUACAGACAAAGGUAUGGUAGGAAAUGAGAACAUUGGAGGUAAACCUAAGCAUUGAGUAAUGAGAUAUCGUCUCUAGAGAUGUUUAAACAAGGUGAUGUCACCGCAUAUAUGUGGGAGGUGGCACUAAAUGGUUGGUUAAGGCUUAUUGAGCAGGGCUAGAGGCUCUACAGUGAAAUAAGCCAAUCACUAAACAGGACAGUAAUGGACAAGGCAUAUUGAUAUUAGGGAGAGGCAUGCGUAGCAGAGUGAUCAUAGGGGUCCAGUGAAUGGUUGGGCUGGCUGGAGACAUGGGGAUUCAGAAAUUCAAAGUAGGUAUAGUGGACCAAGGAAUUGGCCGAUGGAUCUAUUCAGCUAACAGUCCAAUAUGCUCUAGACAGCUAGCGGACCGCGGCUAGAAGAUGGGCAGUCAGGGGACUCUGUGGCGUACGGGCCAGUUGAGUACCCCCUCGAGCAGGUUACGUCAGUGGUCCAGUCGUGAAGGAUCGGCGUGGUUCUGUACCGGCAGUAGAAGGGGUCUGGGUAUUAUAGCCCAGGAGUGGCUGAUAGGCCUCUUCAGCUAGCCGGGAGAAUGGGCCUAGCAUGGGCUAGCUCCAGGCUAAUUGGUGCUUGCUUCGGGACAGAUGUUAGCCAGGAGUAGUCACUCUGGUUGCAGCUAGCUAGCUAGCUAGCUAGCUAGCUACGAUCCGAUGAAAAGGUUCAGAGCUUGUGGUAGUAAUCUGGGGAUAUGGAGAGAAAUGGGUCCAGUAUACUCUGGUUUGAGUCGCAUUGUACAAACUGGCGAGUGCUUUCCGAGCAGUGGUUAGCUAGCUACUAGCUAGUGAGUUGGCUAGCUUCUGUUGGGGGAUUCUGGUCACGAGGUAAAUAAAAAUGAGAAAAAAACAGAUCCACAUCAUAUUGGUUGAGGCAGGUUGAAGGACAGUAUUUUGAAGUUGAGAUUGACAAAAAUAUGCGAGGAAAAACACAUGGGACACGACAAGACGAAGGAGAAAGAUGUCUGACCACUAGGCCAUCUUGGAUAUAUAACCUUGGCCCCACUCCAAGGCUCUGGAGCAGGUUUUCAUCAAGGAUCUCUACUUUGCUCUGUUCAUCUUUCCCUCGAUCCUGACUAGUCUCUCUGCCACUAUAAAACAUACCCACAGCAUGAUGAUGCCACCACCAUGCUUCACCGUAGAGAUGGUGCCAGGUGUCCUCCAGACAUGAUGCUUGGCAUUCAGGCCGAAUAGUUAAAUCUUGGUUUUGGUGAUUCCAAACUUCUUCCAUUUAAGAAUGAUGGCUGCCACUGUGUUCUUUGGGGGGACCUUCAAAUGCUGCAGAAAUGUUUUUCAGACCUCCAGGUCUGCGAAUCAACACAAUCCUGUCUCCGAGCUCUACAGACGAUUCCUUCAACGUCAUGGCUUGGUUUUUGCUCUGACAUGCAGUGUUAACUGUGGGACCUUCGUGUGUUUCUUUCCAAAUCAUGUCCAAUCAAUUGAAUUGACCACAGGUGAACUCCAAGUUUUAAACAUCUCAAGAAUGAUCAAUGGAAACAAGAUGCACCUGAACUCAAUUUCCAGUCUUAUAAAAGGGUCUGAAUACUUAUGUAAAUAAGAAAUAUAUAUAUAUAUAUAUAUAUAUAUUAUACACACACCCACCCAGUGGGGCAAACAAUAAUAAUAUUCAGCCACCAAUUGUGCAAGUUCUCCCACUUAAGAUGAGAGAGGCCUGUAAUUUUCAUCAUAGGUACACUUCAACUAUGACAGACAAAAUGAGGGGAACAAAUCCAGAAAAUCACAUUGUAGGAUUUUUAAUUAAUUUAUUUGCAAAUUAUGGUUGAAAAUAAGUACUGUAUAUACACUGCUCAAAAAAAUAAAUGGAACACUUAACACAAUGUAACUCCAAGUCAAUCACACUUCUGUGAAAUCAAACUGUCCACUUAGGAAGCAACACUGAUUGACAAAUGUCACAUGCUGUUGUGCAAAUGGAAUAGACAACAGGUGGAAAUUAUAGGCAAUUAGCAAGAUACCCCCAAUAAAGGAAUGGUUCUGCAGGUGAUAACCACAGACCACUUCUCAGUUCCUAUGCUUCCUGGCUGAUGUUUUGGUCACUUUUGAAUGCUGGCGGAGCUUUCACUCUAGUGGUAGCAUUAGACUGAGUCAACAACUCACAAGUGGCUCAGGUAGUGCAGCUCAUCCAGGAUGGCACAUCAAUGCGAGCUGUGGCAAGAAGGUUUGCUGUGUCUGUCAGCGUAGUGUCCAGAGCAUGGAGGUGCCAGGAGACAGGCCAGUACAGCAGGAGACGUGGAGGAGGCCGUAGAAGGGCAACAACCCAGCAGCAGGACCGCUACCUCCGCCUUUGUGCAAGGAGCACUGCCAGAGCCCUGCAAAAUGACCUCCAGCAGGCCACAAAUGUGUAUGUGUCUGCUCAAACGGUCAGAAACAGACUCCAAGAGGGUGGUAUGAGGGCCCGACGUCCACAGGAGGGGGUUGAGCUUACAGCCCAACACCGUGCAGGACAUUUGGCAUUUGCCAGAGAACACCAAGAUUUGCAAAUUCGCCACUGGCGCCCUGCGCUCUUCACAGAUGAAAGCAGGUUCACAAUGUGCACAUGUGACAGACGUGACAGUCUGAAGACUCCGUAGAGAACGUUCUGCUGCCUGCAACAUCCUCCAGCAUGACCGGUUUGGCGGUGGGUCAGUCAUGGUGUGGGGUGGUAUUUCUUUGGGGGGCCGCACAGCCCUCCAUGUGCUCGCCAGAGGUAGCCUGACUGCCAUUAGGUACCAAGAUGAGAUCCUCAGACCCCUUGUGAGACCAUAUGCUGGUGCGGUUGGCCCUGGGUCCUCCUAAUGCAAGACAAUGCUAGACCUUAUGUGGCUGGAGUGUGUCAGCAGUUCCUGCAAGAGGAAGGCAUUGAUGCUAUGAACUGGCCCGCCCGUUCCCCAGACCUGAAUCCAAUUGAGCACAUCUGGGACAUCGUGUCUCGCUCCAUCCACCAAGUCUGUUGCACCACAGACUGUCCAGGAGUUGGUGGAUGCUUUAGUCCAGGUCUGGGAGGAGAUCCCUCAGGAGACCAUCCGCCACCUCACCAGGAUCAUGCCCAGGCAUUGUAGGGAGGUCAUACAGGCACGUGGAGGCCACACACACUACUGAGCCUCAUUUUGACUUGUUUUAAGGACAUUACAUCAAAUUUGGAUCAGCCUGUAGUGUGGUUUUCCACUUUAAUUUUGAGUGUGCCUCCAAAUCCAGACCUCCAUGGGUUGAUAAAUUUGAUUUUCCAUUGAUAAUUUGAUUUUAUUUAAGAAUAUUUCAUUCAUUCAGAUCUAGGAUGUGUUAUUUUAGUGUUCCCUACAUUUUUUGGAGAAGUGUAUAUUUUAUCCAUUUUUAGAAUAAGGCUGUAAUGUAACAAAAGGGGGAAGGGUUCUGAAUGCACUGUAAAACAGUGAGCUCCAAGUUUUGGGACAGCGACACACUUGUUGUUUUGGCUCUGUACUCCAGCACUUUGGAUAUGAAAUGAUACUAUGAGGUGAAAGUGCAGACAGUCUGCAUUCAUUUGAGGGUAUUUUCCUCCACAUCGGGUGAACUGUUUAGAAAUUACCACACUUUUUGUACAUAGUCCCCUAAAAUGUGGGAGACCUAAGUGAAUUUGUUCCAAAACUUUUGUAGGUGUAUUAAAGUUUUGUAUUUGGUCCCAUAUUCCUUGCACACAAUGAUUACAUCAAGCUUGUGACUCUAUAAACUUGUUGGAUGCAUUUGCUGUUGGUUUUUGUGGUUUCAGAUUUUGUGCCCAAUGGAAAUUAAUGGCAAAUAAUGUAUUGUCAUUUCUGGAGUCACUUUUAUCAUAUAUAAGAAAUAGAAUGUUUCUAAACACUUCUAAAUUAAUGUGGAUGCUACCAUGAUUAUGGCUAGUCCUUAAUGAAUUACAAAUAGUGCUGUAAUUUCUAAACUGUUCUCCUGAGUCUUUUUAUUCAAAUACAAAAUGCUGGAGUAAAGCGCCAAAACAACAAAUGUGUCGCUGUCCAAAUACAUUUGGAGCUCACUGUAGUGUUUGAACAUUGUACAGGAUUGUUAUUACAUGAAGUAUUUGUUUCUGUUUUUCCAUUGUUUCUAUUGCUUUUGACACCUUUCUGGGUUUGCAAACAUUGCCGCACGAGGGCGACGCUGCAAGUUGGUAGCGGAACACGGGGGAGGUCUUACAGAACAUGCUGCUUACGAGUGCAUAUCACACUACUUUUGGAGUAUAGUUUGAGCUUAAGGCUCGUAAUAAUGUCCUGUUUUAAUGUUUGUCAUCGCAAAUCAACUGCAUUACACUUCAACCCGUAAAAUGGCUCUUUGGCUAUCUUUUGCUACAGCCUAUAGCCAUGAGCGUUAGCAUUCUAGGUAACUGCUGCAUUCAAAAGUUAUUUUGCAAAGAUCACAACCAAAUAUAAUCUUAACUACUGUUCAAGAAAAUGUCAAAACAUCCAGUGUAAGCGUAUGAGAACCUAAAUGUAUUGUUUAGGAGUAAUAAAAAUGUAAAUUCAGGCAAAUGGGCACAGAUGGCUUUCUUACUGCCGCCAAGAGUCGUACGUGACGUCAGUGUGUCGUACUGGAAAAGGUACCGUGUACCGUGUCGUACUGUCCCCAUCGCCAUGUAUUGUUUUUAGAUGUCUCCUUUUUUUUCCUUUUUUUUAAAAGGGAGUUGUAUGUCUGCAAGAUAUCUGUAAAGUAUCACUUGCAUAGGCAAUAGGGAAGACUUAACAUGGAACAAUUAAUCUUACAUGGGAAAUGUGUUUGAACUCAACCUCAAUCUUUUGAGAAUAUGGAAUAGGUAUGUGUUCACUUUAUGCAAAACACACUUCUUAAAUUUCUGUCUUGUUUCUGAUGUCUAACUUUGUCUGGUGUCCAAAGAUGAAGGGGAAAAGGAAGGGUUUGAACAAAAAUGUUUUAUUAAAAGCACGUUUUUCCAUGACGAAUGCGGCUUUCUUUGACACUGAUGAUCCUGAUUUUUCUAGCUGUUUUAUUGUUUUGUCAGGGAAAAAUGUACAAUGUUGAACAUGUACAGCAAUAUUUAAUGUAUUGAACCAAAUGUGUUAAUACCUGUAGGCCAAUUUCCAUGUGCAGUCUUGCGUCAUGUCAGUAUGGACGCAGACCACCAAAAGGAGGGUAAGAGCUAGGCAUCGCAUCUCAAUGGAGAAAUGAUUUUAUUUCAGAAGCUCUGCGAUCUAAAGGACUAUGAUCUGUGUUUGGACUGUACAAGCUGUUUUGUUUACUGGGUGCAUGUAUGAUGGCAUAACACUCUAUUGUGGCGUGAAAGCAUCAUGGCUUUAACCUUCUAGUUUGAGUAACUUACAUUAAUGACGGAUAUUUUGCGCUACGUUGUAUAGUCACAAAAUCUGUCGAAGUUUAUUCGUGGCUCCAUUUCCUUUGAUUUAAUAUUAGUAUUUUAUUGAAUCUGUUUGCAUGCGUUAGAAAAUACUAACGACAUUUGUAGGACCCUGUCAUACAGUUUUGGUUAAUGUUUUUUCUUUUUAUGUCCUCUAAAUUGGGAAAUAGUUUGCACAAAGUUUUGUACGUCUAAUACAAUUACAUGUGUGUGUAUUUAUUAAAAAUGUACACAAUAAUG